Messenger RNA from Bathycoccus prasinos, 1551 nucleotides. RefSeq lists its product with no specific name. NCBI's taxonomy places the organism in Eukaryota, Viridiplantae, Chlorophyta, Mamiellophyceae, Mamiellales, Bathycoccaceae. The transcript has a single exon. The record is from RefSeq and is a predicted model, not a curated record. Gene Ontology annotation, molecular function: sialyltransferase activity. The coding region runs from base 1 to 1551 and encodes 516 amino acids.
AUGAAGCCACCACCGUCGUCGUCUGUGUCGUCUCUUUCGAGUCGAAGGGAAGCCAAGAGAACGAGACGAUACGUGAUGUUGUUAGCUUUCGUUUCUUUUCUCGCCCCACUGGUUUACCAUCAAAAUCACGAGUCGCACCCGCAAACGAAGCGAGGAGAGAGCCGAAUAUCCACCUUCGCACAUCAUCACUUCUCUUCUUUACACGAUCAACAUCGAACAUCGAUUGCCAAGAGUUACGGACACGUGGGUCAAAUCGAAGACGACGACGAAGAUGAUGUUAUUGCGCACAAUAAUAGAAAUGAUGAGGGGAGUUCUUCUCUUUCUUCUUCUUCUUCUCCUUCCAACUGCAACAAGAGAGGGAUUGUCGUGAACAACAAGUGUCAGUGCUUGAAAUUGUGGCGCGGCAGAACGUGCGAGGAAGGUCCGAACAUCUUCUCGUUCAAGAGUAAAUCGAGCGAAAAGCUUCCGUCUUCGAGAAAAGUUGACAUUCCUUUACAGUUUGAAGGCGACUUCACGACGAACAAAGAGCAACUUCGCAAAACGUGCGAAGAUGGGAACAUUAAAGUGUUCUUACCGGGUAAAGUACCGCCAAUGCGAGUUAUCGGUACGUGCAAAUCUGUGGAACAAGCCGGUGUGCCUUUAAAAGAUGUCGUCUCCAAAAAGCCGUAUAAAAGUUGCGCCGUUGUGGGAAACUCCGGGAUGUUGGCGUACGGGCAAAACGGGAAGGAGAUUGAUUCCCACGACGUCGUCAUACGAUUCAACGGAGCACCUACGAAGGGUUUAGAAAAUCGCGUCGGGACAAAAACAACGUUUAGAUUGGUAAAUUCAAAAUGGUUAGAUUUUAGAGAAUCGAAAGAUGAAGUUAUCUUGUGGAACAUGAGAGGAGCAGGAGCGCUCGAAGAUUACAUCAAGCGCCGCGCAGAGAAAGGAAAAGACGAGAAAUUUUAUCUUUUAUCUUCGAGUUUCGUAAAUUACGUCGGAGAAAUGGCAUACCAAUUGUCGAAUUCGUUCGAUAAUUUACCGGGAGGUUUCAACGCCGGCGAUUACACGCCAACAAGUGGGUGGACUGGAUUAAUUUUGGCGGUCAACGUUUGUACGGAAGUAAAAUUGUACGGCAUGCAAAUUUCAGAAGCGCAGGGUGUUCCGUAUCAUUACCACAACCGAUGCCCUCAACCGUACGGCGAGAGAGACCAAGCGGAGUGGUUAAUGUUUCAGAGAUUUGCUCGACACAAGUUAGCUUCGUUUAAGGAACCGUGCAUAGAAGAAUGUCACACCGAUAAUCCAGACGAUUGUAAGAGAUGCAUGUCGGAGAGGUCUGAUUUUUACGGCGAAGAAGCCACAAAGGAAGGGAGAAUAGCAUGGGAAAAGAGCCCAAUGCCGCAUUACUGCUUAGCGAGAUCGAUGUUGCUAGAAAAAGAAAAGAAACACAUGGAAAAAGGGGGGCAAUCCUACACGAAGGAGGAGCGGGAUAAAUUUCUGAGUGAAAUCAACAAGAAAAUUGCGCCUCCUGCGCCUCUGAGAGCACCUAGGAAGAGAAGGCCAGCGAAAUGA